CCAGUCUUCUGCCGAGAGUCAUCAUCCGUGGCACGAACCCGACGCCGAGCAACGGUACUCGCGAGUGUUUGUUUUCUUCCUCUUGUUGGUACUCUGCGAUCGUUUUGGAACGAUUUCGAUCAGUGUAUAGGGUCGAUAGAUAACUUGGUGGACAGUCUGUUGUGAUCUGGUUUAUCUGUAAUAUUCAAGUGAUGUGUACGUGCUUAGGACACCGUGUAUAGUGCGAAAGUGAUAUCGGUUUGCUUUAAUGCAGCUUCAACUAAAAUAUAAAAUAUAAGCCGACCGCACGCAUCAUCAGCUGCGCAGCGCACCGUACAAUCCCACCACGCAGCUCCAACUCGACCCCGCUGCGCACCGGACCAACUCAACGCUACCGCGCAGCAUGCUCUGGUAGUUCUGCGUCAUGCCGGCGGCAGCGGACGUCAGCCGGUCCGACUCGAACCGCUCGGACGCCUCGCUGAAGCCAAGGGUGUCGUUCAACAGGGACGUCCACGUCAAGAGGAUCGUUCCGCACGAAAGUGAACGGGUCACAGGGGCAGUCAAUGGCGUAGACGGGGGCACUCCAGUGGCGUCACCAGUCAGGAGAGAGCGGCUGACAAGGUCCAAACAAGAAUUAGCUGAAGAGGCUGCGAAGGUAUUGAGACAGGCGGACAAAGUUCAGUGCGUAGUAGGCCGAGGUACAACCCCAGACCGAUUCUUCAGUCUACCCCACCGAAAAAAAUCCAAACUAACACCCAAGCCGGACUACCCUUCAAGCUCCCUUGACCGACGCAGCGUCAAGCGACGAGGCUCCCUCGAACUGCAACCUCCCAAAAAACCUCCACGAACCUUCGCAUCCUCCCAAAAUACCUCCUCGAAGCCUUCCAUCUUCGAUCUGUUCAAGAAAUCAACCGAACCGAAGAAGAAAUCGAAUUUGAGGAGGAGCGUGAGUGACGCUUCCGCUUUGAGGAACAAGUCAGUGAAGGGACAGGAAGAUAGUGUGAGGAGUACUGCGAAGAAAGCUUCUAGUGAUAACGAGGAAAGUGGUAGGAAGAGUGUGACGAAGAAGCAGCUCUCUCCGAUUAUCGAGGUUUCACAGAGGGAGGAUUAUUUUCUGCCUGUCGAAGAGGGAGUGGACAAGGAGAAUACUAACACAGCUAAUAUCCAGAAAAAACCUUCCGAAAGCAUAACCGAUCAACUGAAAGACUACAUCGACGAAAUCGACGAGCAACUGUACAAGGAGACCGGCAUUCGAAUAUCCAGCCCUUCUCCCCAAAAAGAUCCACCCAUAUCCAAGAAAAAUCCCCCUGCUCCCAAGAAAAAUCCCCCCGUACCGGUCAUUAUCGAUUUGGACAAGGCUGAAAAGAUAUCCGACGGUAAAAAAUCCAAACUCAAUUUCGGCCUGACAAAAAAACUCAAAUCUUUCGCCAACAAAAAGCCCAAAUCAGAUGACCAACUUGGGAAGAAUAGAGAUGGAUUUGGGACUGGUAAAAGUCUGCCAAGAAGAGUCGAAAAUGAGUCGUCGAGGGUAGAAAAUAGGGCGGAAGAAAAAAGGAAUAGGAGGUCUGCAAGUGUCGAAGUUGAAGAAUUAGAAGAACCGAAAGUUGAACCUUCGAAUAUGAUUCAUAGUAGUCAGCAACCUGCUGAGAAACUGCCCUUAACUAAAGGGAGAACGGUAAACACCAUGGUGAAACGACUGAGCAGCGACACGUGCGCAUCACCGCCGCACAUGCGCACUCACGUGCUUAUAUCGCCGAACGUUUCCGUUCAGCACAAUAACAACCAGCCUUUUUCUUACACUAGGGGUCUCAGCCCGGACAAGUGUCUGUCCAACGAGAACCUGGCACCUAACGGUACUAAACCCGUCAUUUAUGCCCAAGUGGUGUGCAACAAUAACGGCAACGGUCUGACCAAUGGAAAGCAAACGGUCCACACCGCCUUUACCAACGGCCGUCGCCAGCCCCAAUCCGACUCAGAUGAAGGCCUCGGGGGUGAGGAAGGUUCCGGCAUCACCCGGAAGUCCGGUACCCACUUCGGGGACGACAGUUUCGACAGCUACACCGAGCAACUGCUCGACGAAAUCGACAAAUACAAAGCCGAAAGCCCCAUCUUGCCCAAAUAUCGUAACCCCGUCUCACUUAAUGGCUUCACUGGACUUGCCGAGCGCGGAAGGGCUGAUGGAAUGGAUUCAAAAAGACGCGAAAGCCUAACGGAACAAGAAAACGAUAUUAUUCCUCACAGGACAGACUUGGCUACGAGAAGAAACCUUCUUGAGUCCAGAAUGAACCGGAGAAUGAGCGAUAAAACUGCAACACCUUCUCCAGAACAUCCCUCCUCGAGACCUGGACCUACAAAUAACGUAUACAUCACAGAAUCCUCCUCAAAGUACUACAGAAGCGGCUCCACCAGUCCGGUAGGCUUCAAGGAAAAAUACAUAUCCACCAGCCACAGAGACAAAUACGGAGAACGACGUACGGAGUCACGAACAAAGAAAUAUUUCGGUGAACCCCAAGACAAUCUUUCAAACGGAUUUGACAGUUUCGACUCUCAACAUAGCACCGGUGAUUAUAGGUCGUAUCGUCCUGAAAAACCUCAUCUAUCCAAAGAUAGGGACGUUUAUAAAUCUACUCCAGAAAUAAGGCAUUUGGAAGCGAGGAAUGUGGGGCACGCUUACCAUGGGUCUCUCCCAAGAGGGGAGAAGAUUCAGAGUAGAAAUGUGGGGAGGAAGUUCAGGUCUGAGAGGCAUCUGGAUCUGGUGGAGGAUGGGAGGGAGGUGAAGAGUUCUGGAACGUCGAGAGAAUCCAGGAAUCGGCAAGAAGUGUAUAAUGAUAGUGAGGAUGAAGGUUUUGCCAGUUCUCUGCUGAUCGCCAGCGAGAAGCAGCACACCGACGACAGCCUAGCGAGAAAGUCUCGUCGGGACUACGAUUCCGACCGGAACUACCCGAAAGAAGACGAGUCGUACCGAUUGGGGGACAGCAGGGAUACUCCCAGGUACAUCCCGCGGGAGCGCAGCAUAGACGACGGGUCCCAUUUUGAUCCUCGUCUGGAUAAGGAGCUUGAACGGUCUACAACGACGUUGAAGAGGGUGGAGAAGAAACCACCAAAGCCUGAGAAAAAGAGUGGAUUGGAGAAGGUUAAAUCGUUGUUUAUGAGGGAUAACAAGAAAAAGAAGGAGAAGGCUAUGGUGAAGGAAAAGAAGACGAGGGAUCAAGUUGAUAACAAAUUUGAUACGAAUUCCGAUUAUAAGAAUAGAAGACGACUUUCAACCCCUAGUCCUAGUCCAACAAGGCAACCUUCAAGGAAAACCACGUCUGAGAUAAGCCACAACAACAGCUGGUUCAAAUCUUUGGACAGAAUUACCAGACGAAAAUCUAAUAAGGCGGAAAAAGAUACAAACUACACCAGCACAGAAGAAGAGACGAUAGUAGCCCACAACAAAUUCUCCAAUUCGAACAAAAACUUGAGGUUCUUCGGCGAUACCGACCAAGAAUCCAACGGUGAUAGUUUGAGAGGUUUAAGAACACCCAAAGCCAGACCUGGCCUAAGAGCUCAGUCGACCAGGGACCUCCAUAAUAUUUCUGAGGAGGUCCAAAGAAGCACCAGGAGACCAGAAACUUUACAUAAGUCGUUGACGAAUAUUUCAGAAACCGAUAGAGACCUAAAGGGCAGUAGAAGCAAUCUAAAGCCUCCUAUAUCUCCCAGCCCGAGAUAUAGAAGAGAGGAGAGGCCCAGGAGAAGGCGGCAAGAUAUCAGCUCGGUGGAAAGCUCCACAGAGGGUGAUAGCAGCCAGCAGUCGCAGAGAAGCAUCGUAUACCUACAUGCAGCUACAGUGGGAGACAUCCCAGGCCCCGACUACCUACGCCACGGCAGCAGGCGCGCCGCCUCCCGCGAGGACCUCACCUCCAACGGCGGCUCAAGCAGCCUGGUGCAGCCCCAGGUCAAGACGCUGUCGCGCUCCUUCAGCGUGCUGGCGCCCUGGAGGCCGAGGCACCGACGCGAGGGCUUGGAGCUGGACUACGCGGCGCAGGCGCCUACCCCUCCUGCCAGGAGGGGGAAGUACGAGCAGAGAGCGACGCGGAACGGCGGCGGUGGGGGUACGAGGAGUACGGACGGGUCGACGCUGAAGCGGAGGACGCAGCAGGAGCAAGGGAAGAAGUUGGGGAGUAAGGGGAGGAGUAGGAGUAGGGAGAACGUGUCGGGGAGGGAGGAUGUGCCGAGGGGUUCCACGGCAACAUUAUACAAGAAGAAAGACAAACUCCCUAGGGAGAAUUCCCGCUACAACAAUCGGGAGGAACGCCGCAUGCCAUCCUCGAAAAGCCAUUCAGUCGAGUCCAUCUCCAGAAGAGCACGAGAAGAAGGCGGUAGAGACGUUUCCAGGUCCGUAUCCAUGCCGAGGGACACAGCCAAAUCGGCAGGAUGGUUCAGGAAGAGCAAAAAGUCCGGUAGAGAUUAACGUUCUGCUGCCAUCAACUCUUAGAAAGUGUACACUGUUAUCGAUUUAUUUUGUACCGCUUUUAAUAGGUUACAAGUUUCUUUAUUUUUGGAGCUAAAACAUUCUUGACUGUUUACUCGAAAACGCAUAUAAUUUGUUAUUUUUAAUAAAUGUACUAGCACAGAAAAUACCAGAGUUAAAGCCUAUUAACAGUGGGACAAAAUAAAAUGGCAACACCGUACCGUGCCGCCCCCGGCUGUGAUAUGCACGCCCUUAGUGUGCCAUCGUCCGUCUUGUGACACCUUUUUAGUGUUCUAUAGGAAGCCAUGUUAAAAUUUAACUAUAAACACCCCCUAGGUGGUAAAACUCGCUUAUAAGAAAUUCUAUGCAAAUGCAAAAAAAUCAACCAAAUUUAUAUUUUUGAAGACUGAUAAUUACCUCCACAUAGCAUUAUAGCCUUCCGCAGCAUGAUAUUAAUAAGACAGGAAAAUAAAUAAAUUCGUAUCGUACAUUCAACCAUUAUGAUAAAUUUGAAUAAUGCAAGAUAUUAUCUUUAACUUCUGUAGACUAGUGCCUCACAAUUUCAAAUUGUCUCACUCAAAUGUUCAAUAACGUGAAAUCGUUAUCAUAAUAUUACAAAAUAAAAUGGUUAAAGCAAUCCACUAAUUUUAUGCUACAUACAAACAACUUACAUAUGAACACUGUAAGGUACUAAAAAUACUGUAGAAAUGGUAAGACUACAUCCUGUUCUCCUAAAACCUGUUCUCCAUGAUUUAAAAUCUUUAUAAUUUCUCUAUAACUAACAGUUUUUAUGUAGUUGAAUUAGUUUCAAAAUAGUUGAUUCAAAAACAUUUAUUUAAAAGUUUAAUAAAUAAAUGCAUAUCGUAUGUUGCAACAUUAUGGUUCACUUCAAUAAAACAAGAGAAUAAUGUCUAUAGACGUAUGUACUUACCUUUAUGUUAUGCUCUUGUCUGAGUAACUAUUUUAAGUACGUAAAGAUUUAUUCAGAAGCUCGCAAUUAGUGGGAUAAAUUAGUCGUUUCAAACACUUUAUACUUUCUAGUUUACGAUCAUUCACAAUGUCUAAAAUGUUCCUGAAAUGCGCUGAACUCAAACUGAGUUCAAAUGAGUAAAAACUGAAUUCAAGUGAGUAAAAAUUGCAGAUUGCCUGCUUAUACUUUCCAUUUGUCAACAGAAGACACGAAGACUUUUUGAAACUAGUAUGUGCAAUUCAAUUAUUCGCCAAAAUAAUCGCCUAAAUAAUUAUCGCCAUUUCAACUUUUGAUUCGAAAUAUAGGUACUUAAUUUCAAUUUAAACAAACAAAUGUGCAUCGUACAUUGAAAAGUUAUGCUAAAUAAGGCAAUAUUAUCUUUAGUUUACACUCUUGCCUAAACGACUGUCGCUAUCUAAGUAGUUCUUAGUUGUCCAUACAACUUCAGUUUUCUUUGGAUCAGCACUUCAGAUUCAUAUAAAAGUUAUCUUCAAGUUUAUGUUGUCUUUUUACUAAAUUUUAAUUUGACAUUUCAGUUACUGAAACUCAAAUUCAAAUGGAUUCUCUUACGAGUCUCUUAACGUUCUGUCUUAAAUCUCUAGAACUGUUUAGAUUAUAUUCUAGAAUUAACUUUUUAUAAACGAGUUUUACUACUGCAUAAGAACUAACCCCGUGAAACAAACAAAUAAUAAAAUUAACUCUUUUCCUCCGUCCUAUCGUUCGUUAAUGGUGCUAUAUUAGUAUUAAGUAGAAAACCCAGUCGCUUUUAAGUUGUAAAAUUGUAUAUAACAUUUCUCCUUUUAUUGUAAAACUUCUUUUUUUUAUAUUGAAUUUCCUCAAGUAUUGGUUUCGGUUAAUAAAUUAAGAUAUAAAACGCGCAAAGUAUCGCCAUCUUUAAUUGUAAAACCUCCAUUCUUUUAUUAUUAUAAUUGUUUGUUACCAAAACGUGACUAGCGCGAAAAAAAACUCUUUUAACGAAUGUCUAGUUAUUAUGUUUUAGAAUACGCACCCAACUCUAAUGUUUAUCCAAUAAUACUUCUAAAUAAAAUUGUUAAUAACUAAA
This is a messenger RNA of Sitophilus oryzae (rice weevil), 6465 nucleotides long. RefSeq lists its product as uncharacterized. The record is from RefSeq and is a predicted model, not a curated record. Lineage: Eukaryota; Metazoa; Arthropoda; Insecta; Coleoptera; Curculionidae. The transcript is spliced from 15 exons. Bases 404 to 4432 code for a protein of 1342 amino acids.